This is a messenger RNA of Porites evermanni, 10164 nucleotides long. The record is from the annotation of a GenBank genome assembly. Lineage: Eukaryota; Metazoa; Cnidaria; Anthozoa; Scleractinia; Poritidae.
UUAUUUUCGCUGCAGGUUUAUCGUCAUGGCAACCGUUCUCCUACUCAUAUCUACCCAAAUGAUCCUUAUAAAGAAGAUGCUUGGCCACAAGGCUUAGGGAUGCUAACGCAGGUUAGUCUGAUUUGUUACAAUAUACAUCUUAAAUACUUUGAUGAUACUUUAAUACAAUGUAUGGACAGUUCUCCGGGGGAAUUUUCGACUGGCAUUUACAGAUACUACAUAACUAACAUAUUUUAAGCUAUUAUUUAUAUAUAAUUUUCUAAAAAUUUACUUAAAGUUGUUCCAAAGACAGUCAGUUUUGAAAGUUUCAGAUAGCCUGUAUACAGCCGCCCCCUUCAAUCAAAAUAAAUCAGGGAGGUAGGCUCUCCCAAAUAUUUUUCCGCAGGGGAAAUGAGGGCGCGGCUGUAUACAGGCCGAAGAUAAAUGUCUUUCCAUGUCUUUGGAAAAUAAGCGGAUUUUUGGAUUCAUUUCUGACAAGUUGACGUAAAUUUGUUAAAUCAUUGCAGCAUUUUUUCUAUAUAUUCAGAAAACGUACAUACUUUCUUUACCUGGACAAAGAAGACUGUUGACUAAUGAAAACAGCGUGUUUUGAUUUUAUUACAUUGAACCGUGAAUAAUGAAUUAUCUUGUUUUUAGCUUCCUAUCUUGAUAACGAUAAUAUCCUUACUUUCGUUUAUUAAAAUUUCAAUUUUAGAAAGGGAUGCGCCAGGAAUAUGCCCUCGGUAAGUUUCUAAAGAAACGAUACAUGGAGAAGUUCAAACUACUGAAUUCAACUUAUAUACACAAGGAGGUAAGGGCGACUUGAGAUCAAUAACAGCCAUAUGUUGUUCACACUUUUACGUCUUGUAGGUAGAUGACCAUUUCAUGAGGAGUUCUUUAGAAGUAGCGAUAGUUUACAAGAGCCAAAAUGUUUGUACCCAGGUCUCACUCUGCCUUCAGAUUUCCAUUCCCCUUGGUUGGAGAAGAACUGGCGACGAAUGUUAAACAAUGUGCUUUUUCUGAAGUUGUCAAAAAUGAAUAAACAAUUAGAUAAGUAAAGAAAAAUUGAAUAGAAAAAGCUGCCACAAAACAAGGAAACAAACAAAACAAUGAAACUGGUGAAAGUCGGGUGUUUGCUAGGCCUAACUCCUUCUCACUUUUUUCUUCUUUGUCAGCAAAAAAAGUCAAUACUUAAUAUUGGCAGAUCCGUACCUUGAAUAAGAGCCCUCUGGCUUAAAGUAAGUAUCUCGGAGCCCCAGUUUCGCUUGGCCUAAAUCAAGGAGGGAGCCCGGCCUUCGGACAACCGUAACCCUCCCCUGUAUUCGCCACAAGAUCAUUUCAGGGAUGAUUUACAGCACUAAUAUACCUCCCUGUUUCUCUUAACAGCUGUAUAUUCGCAGUACUGAUGUGGACCGCUGCUUAAUGAGUGCUCAGACGCAGCUAAACGGCCUCUAUCCACCUCGUGGAAAUCAGGUACUUCAUUUUUUCUUUUUGAUUUCACAGUCGCUUUUAGUUGACAAAUUUCACCCUUUCACUUACGGAGAAAAUAAAUGCAGGUAACUCUGUAAGCGAAAUCCUAUUUUUUGUUACCAAUGAAAUGAGACCCUCCCGGCUUAAUUCACUGGUUCUUAAGAUUUAUUUUUCACUUGGUUCAUGAUAAAAUCCUUUGGUGUUUUAUUCUAUAUAAUGAGUCCUUUUUAACUUCAAUAAUGCCUGACCAAAUCGCCAUCCUAUGAUGUGACCAUUCAAAUGAGACCUUGCACACAGUAGCAUUUUCCUUGGUGAUGUCUUAACUUAUGAAAUAAUAGGGAUAUUGAUCCACUGGAUUUAAGAUCUAGCCAUUCUUAGGAUUAAGACGUAGGGGCAUUAUACUGGAGAUAAAGACAAGAUAACACGGCUUGACGUAGGUGGACGACUGAUGUUGAAGAAGCGAAAGACGUUCCAGUGUUAACAUAAAGAAACCGAGUCUAAUUGCACCGAAUUUUGCUGUUUUCAGAUAUGGCGUGAUAAUUUGGACUGGCAACCAAUUGGGAUUCAUGUGGUCCCAAAGAAAGACGACUACGUAAGUGAAAACUUUGUUUUAGGUAUCAACGGGACUAGAAAUAGGAAUACCUUCCAUCGUAUUUAGCUCUUCGAAACUGGCUGGAAAUAAAAACUUGGCCAUUCUAACACUAGGAACAUCGACCCAGAUGAAAUUCGUAGUGCAUUUGUAGUGCAUCAAUAUUUGCGUGGCGUAGAAAGGAUUCCCCCUUGAAGGGCGAAAAAGGAGUAUGACUAUCGACUUUUUUUCAGUUCGACUUAAUGCGUUUCCAUUAAAUGAGCCGAACGUAUUCAAGGUAAGAAAUCGAGAAAUGUGUUUGUCCUGAACCUUUAAAAACUUGGCAGAGAUAUCGAGAGUCUACUAGAGUCUGUAAUUCUUGCUUGCAAACACAUCGCCACUAAGGAAUUCCUGUUAGUACAGAGAGACAGAGAGCGGCUAGAUCUUAGCUCAGUACCUCUUUUGUUUACGUGAAGCAACGGUGGGAGCAAUAUUGCUCGCUUGUUUCACUCUGGUCUCUGUUUUUGCUUUUUUGGCAGCUUCUACGUCCGUUUGAUUACAAGUGUCCGCGUUUUUUGAAACUACGUGAAGAGGACAAAAAGCAGCCUUCUUACAUAAACAUGUCGUUGCAGUAUAAGGUCAGUGGCAGUCUUAUCCCUCGCUAAGUGAGCCCUUAAUCGUACGCACCUGAUAACACGUGUGAUUAAGACUUGAGAAACAAGUAAAAGAAAGAGGAAUACAGCAACAGACACUUCCCAUAGUUCCCUCAUUAUGAAUAUGACCAUGAUAAUUAUUUAUCCUGUUCUGCUGAUACUUUUCAGCAUUUACGGUCGUUUUGCCUGCGAGUCGUUUCGCCAACGUCCUGUUCGCUAACUUCUUAAGUCGCUUCGCUUACUUGUUAGGUCAGUUCCCUAACUGUUUUCGCCUGAUAGGUGACUAAAAGAACGAGAUAUAUACAAGUGUAUCUCACUUCUUUGUAUCAUGGCUGAGAGAACGAGGUAUAUAUACGUACAUGCAAAGCGCUUGUUUCGCCUCUUAAGUAACAAGACAUAAUAUGUUAGCGAAUUGGACGUUGGCGAAACGACUGGUCAUUCUUUUCAGGACAUGCUGGACUAUGUUUCCGAAAAGAGCGGAGAGAAGACUGAAGUGUCGACUGCAUUCCUGAUCAGAGAUCCGUUGAUCUCUGAGGUAAGUCAUCCAUCACUUACUGUUAUCCGAAGUCUUACUGAGAUAAUGAACUGUCCUAAACCAGGCCUUAAUUCCCAUCCCCCGUCCAAAAGAGGCCCUAAUCCCGAUCAUGCACUUUUGCAUUUCAGAAUCAUACCAACCUUGCAACCUUAAAAAUUAACGAGGUUUUGUGAAUUGUUUGUAGGAAUCUCAGAACAUGACGCUACCUGACUGGGUACUAAAUGGAACAACUUACAAAGAUCUUGGAACUGUGGGAGACUUUUCCAUGAUGUGGAAUUUCAACACCCGAGAAAAAGCCAGACUCACCGGAGGUUUGUUUAGCAAAUUCCUUCCUAGUCUUCUUAGCUGGCCGUUUUGUCGGGGAGCGUGCGAAUGAACGGGGACUGGCGCGACUGCUUGAGAAACGAGAAAGGGAUUGGAGCCGAAAUGCGUCCCGUCCCUGGGAUCGUUACUGGGGGCGCGUCGGUGAGCUAAAAGGAUCCGACAAUGGCGACGUCCAUGAAAACGUCGCUGAAAAAUAGACUUCGCAUCCUCUCAUUUUUUUCGCGAUUAUUCCAAGGGGCUCAGUUACUUAAAAGAAGGGAAUUUAGUUUGGAGCUGAAGAGAAGGGACCGCGCCCGAAUUCUGACAGAGAUGGUAGAAUUUAUCGCCUUGCCGUUCCCUUUCCCAGGUAGACUUAAAAUUUGGUCAUUUCGCGUCGAAGUUGUGCAGGGACGGCAAAGAAAUGUACUAAAAAGCGUGAUGCACGUGCAGAGUUGUUGUUUUGCUCAUUAAACAUAUUGCUUUUUUGACGUUCCCUUUGCCGUCGCCGUCGUAGUUUCGUAAGGUCCCUUGUAGGGACUUUAAGAUCCAACGACGCGACGGCAACAAGAACGUCGCUUAAAAACUUAAUUUGCGUUCUUUCAGUCUUUAUAGCGAUUACUCCUAUACACUCACUUUGUCAAUUGUAGGCGAACCCUCCUUAAGCUGAAUUUCAAGGGACCAUAUUCAAUCUCAGAAAGAUAAAGAAAAUUAGUCGUUGCUUGUUUACAUAUUCCUUAAAAGCGAAAUUAGGCAUUUUCACGUCGUAGUCGUGUAAGAACGGGCAAAGAAUGUCAAAAAAGUGUUAUGCACGUGCAAAGAUUUUUUUUUUGCUUAUUAAAUCUAUUGUUUUUUUUUAUGGUCUCGUUACUGUCCGCGUCGUUGGAUACGAUCCGACAACGGCGACGCCAAUGGAAACCUCGCUGAAAAAUAGACUUCGCGUCUUUUGAAACUUUUUCGCCCUCAUAUCAAGUCACAAUUUACUUAAAAGUAGGAAAGUUAGGUAAGAACUGAAGAGAGGGGACAGCGUCCAAGUUCGGAGAGAGAUGGAUAAAUUUAUCGCCUUGCCGGUCCCGUUCUCAAGUUAACUCAAACUUUGGUCAUUUUACAUCGUAGUUAUGCAGGGACGGCAAAGAAAUGUACAAAUCAAAAAAGGGUGACGCACGUGCAGAGUUGUUGUGUUGCCUAUUGAACCUAUUGCUUUUUUGACGUUCUCGUUGUCGUCGCCGUCGUGACAUGUUAAAGUCCCCAAUAUAUAUGGCCAUUUCUGCCCCGUCCAUAGUAACUGUAGCGAGAAUCCCAGAAAUCUUUGCAAAAGCAAGCUCUGUCCAGUCCCUUUCUCGUUUCUUAAGUAGCAAAUUAACAUUUGUUCUUCCAUUGUCUUUACCCAGUCCUUCGCGGCUCCGCCUCUCGCUCACGCUCCUUCCCGGUUCAACAAAACCGCCAGCUAAUGCAGCUCAGGCUAGUUUUUGUCUCUGGAAUGUAGUGCCAUCUAUUCUCAACUAGCCAAAAUGAGACAUGGAAAAAUUGUUUAAAAAUAACCAUUGUUUUCUAAUAUCUGAAGUCUUUCACUGGUGUUCCUUGUACUUUUGGCCUACCGCUUUUGGUUGUUCUUUUUAAAUCUAUAGUUUACUUGUUUGUUUGAGUAACAAAUCUUGUUUGAUGAAUGUUUAAUAGGUGCCUUGGUAGGGAGAAUGAUUGAGAAUAUGAAACUCGUUUUAUCUCCGCCUAAUCCAAAGGAGCCUGUCAGAAAGGCCUACCUUUAUUCAGCUGUAAGUAAUGUACCGUUUAUGUCUUAGGCAACGGUAAAAAGGGCGACAAAAAUGUGCAACCUGUUUUGCAACACUUCUGCAAAACGAGUAAGAAAGCAAUGUUUCACGUUUUACCACGUACGUUCAAACCUGUCUUGCAACAAAUCAGGUUGUUCUUAGUUGACGAAAUUCUAGGAUCUGACUUACCAUGCUUACGCGGCAGUGACAAACAAAAGUUACGUCACUUGCUGCAAAACAAGUUUGGCUUUGGCUGCUAAAACGUGCAACAUGUACAGAUUAUGUUGCAAAAAGUAGAACUACUCUCUACUUUCUGUAACAACUUUUCAUAACCUUCAAAAAACUGAUUUGCUGCAAGACAGGCUUGACUCGUGGGUGGUAAAAGGCGCUACAUCACUAUUCAACUCGUUUUUUUGCAGCAAUGUUGCAAACAAGUUGCAAGUUUUUGUUGCUUGUUUUUGAACGUACCUUUAAUGACUGGGAAAUCUGGUUGUUCCUGGGUUCUUUUUCUGUGAGGUUUUGCAUACGCACUUUUUUUAUACGAACCCCAGAACUUUUCCACUGGAAAAUAUAAAUCCUGGUUCCUCUAUUCAACUCAAAGGCCUCUUCAUCAAACACAAACUGUAAAAUGGGCUUUGAAUUUUCUCGUCAUUGUUAGGCUUUCUCUUUUAUCUUAUAAACGUGCUUUAGUUUAACAUUAUUAACAGGCCAUGAAGUUUUUCUGGUAAACGGUGCUGGUCUUGAGAAUUGAGAUAAGUUUGUUCAAGGUUCUGUGUCUCCAGUUCGGCACUGUCAGUUCAUUGAAAGGAAAAUGUUUUUUUCUUUUUUAGCACGACACCACCGUUUCUGCAUUCCUGAGUGCUCUCCAAGUAUUUGAUGGCAUUUCCCCAGAUUUUUCUAGCGCUGCCAUAUUGGAAUUGUUCAGUUCAACCAAAGAGGUUCUUAAGUAAGUACCAUAAAGACCAUGCCAAUAUGACAACAACAGCUACACCACAUGUGUCGUGUGAAGCUAGCGCACUUGAAGUAAUCUCAUGCACUCUCCUCUACAGAGUGUAGGGCACCAGAAAGUAGCUUGGAAUCAGGCCUCAGUCGGGGGAAAAAUGCGAAUAAACGGGGCGAAAAAUAUCGGCCAACCAAGGGGGCCAACGAGGGAAUCGGUCGGCUCCUUUCGUCGCACUCGCCCAGUUAUAAACCCUUUUUCGUACUAAGGAGCUUGGUCUCAGGCUAACCUGCAUACAGCCUUUUGUCGUACAGGAGCUUGAAGUCUCUACGAUGCCAUGCCGAUAGACCCAAGGGUGGACGCAAAUAAGGGGGAAAUAGCUCUCCAUGGCAGAUAGGGUUGUCCACAUGCGUAAGGUACUGGCCAUACCGAGGAGUUUGGAAGUAUUUAUAUUUGCUUUCUUACUGCACUUGCUGGCAUAUAAUUCGUAAUGCUGCUUGUUUUUCUGUAGCCUGUCCCGGGCUCUCAGUCAGUCGAGAAGAGAGAAAACGACUGCGAGCGAGGUAGAAAAAAAAGUGUGAGAGAGUAAAAGGAGGAAGAAUCGAAGGGAGAGCGUUUUAAACAAACGCAAGAGAAUUUGCGCAUGAGAACUAAAACACUGAGUCCUGGAAUACGGCAAAAAUUCCAUAACUGUUGAUGCGCGCGGCUGGCCCAAUGAGAAUUUGAUGCCUUCUACCCAAACAUUACGACUGUCUUAAAAAGAAAUGACAAUCAGUUCAAAAUCUUUCUCACUGUCAUAUCCGGCUUAAAUAAAUUUUUACUUAAUUCUCCAUUUUGCCUCACGUGCGGUAUAAAAUUUUUUCAUGUUUUCACUUUUCAUGUACCUAUCAGAGUUAUCGAAAGCUCGAUCGGAUGUUUUAAAACGUAACCAAAGAACAUCUCUACCGAUUUCAACGCUACGUUAAUUACUGACUUCAAUUACUGAACGUUACUUUUUUAAUUUUUGUCAGCUAAAAACAUUUUAUUGUAUUUACCACUUAGCAAAAUGAAGCUCAGUAAUUUGCUUUAAAUUUUUAAAUUCGCAGCGUGGCAUAUACCGGUAUGACGAACUGACUUCACGCUUUAAUAUUUUUUUCAGACCUAGUCUGUCCGUGCGUGUGCUGUAUCGAUUUGGUCAACAUGUACCCAAGAUAUUGACACUCCCAGGCUGUGAGGAAUUCUGCCCUCUGGAGAGGUUUAUCGAGUAAGCGUUACUAAAAAACAUUUCUUUUCUUUGUGCGUUCGAGGGAGAUUUUUAUUUGUCCUUUAACAUAACUGGUUUCCUUUUAGGCUUACAGCAGACGUUAUUCCUGAAAAUGUAGAAAAGGAAUGCGCCUUGGAACAGGAAAAAUGCACUUGUUUUAAAGGUAUUGUGGUCGAACUGGAUAAAAGUUUAGGAACAUUAAUGUUUACUAUAUGUCAAAAAGUCAACUAUUGCCACCCACCUCUGAGAAUGAAAAGUCGUUAACUUGCUGUUAUAAUCACGGACUAACUAAAAGCCUACACUGCGAGCAGAGUCGGGUUUCUCUCUAUCAUGGCUUUUAGCACAGUUACGAAGUCGUUCGGGUGGCUUGUCUGUCGCGUAGUUGUAAACUUUUAAAGCCUGCGAGAGACUGCGGGCAGUUUCUCUUUUUCUUCAGAUUUAGUAAGGGGAGAGCACGCGCGCGAGCGUUGUCGUGCCUCUCCCGUCUCGCGCCUUCAGUCAGGUGCGUGGUCAUUUGCGUGUCUCGGGCGUUUUGCUCGACGGACCAAGAAAAAAGAGAGACUGUUCGUAGUCUAGCUCGCAAGGUACUAGAAGCCUGUAUCGGCCACACCACAUGACUACUCUCGCUUCGCAAAAACUCCGGCUCGUUUUUUUGUGUCAGAAUAGACCUCUAAUGCAAAUAUGGCGGACCUCUCGGUCGACCCGGGUCUAGUUGCGCGAAAGCGAGGCUAGUGAGGAGUUUCGUUUUCAUUGCAAGUCUUAGGGAUUGAGUCGAUCGAUACAGUUUCCUUCGGUUGUUUUUCACAAUGAAGGUAUAAGGUAAUUGAAAGAAACAUAGAUUGGGAAAACAAAACAUACACCGCAGAAGAGAUGCCCUCUGUACUACUUACUGCUACAUGAAAACCUUUGAUCAGUAAAUGACCUGACCCAUUAGGAAAAUGAGUAAUUUUAAUUUUGAGUGGACAUUCAAAAACCUUGUACCAGAAUGAUUUCAAGCAUCUUACAUUCUUUUUUACACUUUCAGAGGGCUACAAAUGUAAUAAGUUAUGUGAAAUAACACCAAAGGAAAGGUUCUUACGAAAGCCCGUGAAAACAUUCUUCAAACUGCUUCAAACUUCACAAAAUGAAAUCUUAUGCAUGACGAUUUUACCUGCGUUUUUUUCAGUUCCUGUGAAAUUUGAAAUGUAUUUUCUCGGGCUUCCUUAAGAAAUUGUCAUUUGGUGUUAUUACAGUUGACUAAUUACAAGUACAUCUAUAGCCCUUGAAAAGUGUGAAAGAGAAUGCGAUAUAGCUGAACAUGUUCUUAUUCAAGGUUUUUUUUCUACUGAGCUGUUAAAAUUACUCAGUUUCCGGAUGGAUUCCAUCUUAAGCUUUUUAACAGAGUCCCGUUACAAUUAAUUUACAAAUAUUGAUCCCAAAGGCAAAGAAGAGAACUAACAUUUUUAAGUUAACCACUUCACACGCAAUGAAAUUAAUCACUGUAAAUUCACUUAUACUGUAAAACGACUGAAACAAUAACUCACUGGGGAAAGGAAGUUCACAGUAUCUUAUCUAAACUGCUGUUUAAUUAUCGUCCUAGUGAUUGACUACAAAGUAGAAGGAUGCUACAAGGACAGAAAAGGAAGGAACGAUACGAUUUUUACGAAGACGUUCAACACAGUCAAAGGCGUCGACCGAAAGAACCCGGAUGUGGAGAAGAUUUUCUUGGAAUGUAAGGAGCUGGCAGAGAAGGAAGGCUACGAAAUAUUUGCAAUUCAGGUAAAAGUCUUGGUAUAUAAUAAAUAUAUAGCUAAUUCGAGAAAGGUUGUCGGAAAAAAUGUGCACGCGACAAUCCCGAGAGGUAGUAUGGGAUAUGUUCAAUACACUGUUCCUGACAAUGUAGCUGUCGAGCCUGCUUUUGUUGCUUUCCUUUAGCACUCAAAGACAUAUGUCCAUGGCCUCUCCUGCUAUUCUAUCAAAUUUAUUUGAAAAACAGUGAUUUCAACACCACCCAUAAUAGCUUUUGGUGUUGUCGCGUGCUCUUUAUCCGACAACCUUUCUCAAAAUAGCUGUAUAUUAAAGUCUGAGUGUGAAUGGAGCGUGAGCUUUAAUUGAACUAAGCAAUCUCUUUGUAAGGGCCUCCCUGUUCCCUGGAACGAGCAACAGAGAACUGAAACAUUUAGCCGCAUUUUCUUCUGCCGUGUGACCUGUAUAAUGGAAGUAGCAGCUCAAAUUAAGAAUAAAUAAAUGCAGUAUUCCAGAUUUUCUUCGCCCUGAGUUUGGCUAUGUUUACUUUUAAGUUACGAAGAACAGAUACCUUUUGUGUCUGCAAACCGAUUGAGUCCGAAACGCGCAGUCCUAACGGCGUUUCUACUUAUCCAGUUUUUAUCCUCUGUUUUCGACGCUGCUUUUAGCUAUCCCGGAAAAAAUUUCAUCACGUGGAUGACAAUGCAGUGAAAUCACUCGCCCCACUCGCUUUUUUAUCGGACGCACUGUUUGUAAUUGCGACUCGUUUGAUAGGUAUACGGUCGAAUAAUGCAUUUAUGGAUACAAGAUUAAAUUCACCGGAGUUAUUUUUGCCUCUUAGAAAGUCAAUAUGUGUGUUACAACUGCAAGUGGAAAGGUAGCAGAUUUCAAGAAGUUUGGUGGAUCCAAAGGCUGUAUUGUGAACAAGCAAGGACUUGGUGUGGGCAAAAGACGCGCAGCCAACUUCGUUUACGCUGCGUAA